Molecule: messenger RNA, 1894 nt
Organism: Owenia fusiformis
Lineage: Eukaryota; Metazoa; Annelida; Polychaeta; Sabellida; Oweniidae
Source: the annotation of a GenBank genome assembly
AUAAGGAUUAGAAAAGUUGUCGUUAUGUACAGCCUUCCUUCAAGCAGACCUUGAUCCAAAACUGACUAUGACAACAUAUCGCUGAACAUCUUCUUCUUAUUCCUUUAGAUUAUAAAUCGAGAUGGCAGCCUCCUUGUCUGGAAAAAUUUUGCCGAAAUAUCAGGUUUAUACAAACACAUUGAGAAGAGGGCUGAGUCAAGUUGCUGGACUAAACGAUGUUGUGAUUGUCAGUGCAGUAAGAACUCCCAUUGGUUCAUUCCGCAGCAGUCUGGCCAGUGUACCUGCAACUCGCCUAGGAACAAUCGCAAUACAGGGGGCAGUGGCCAAAGCAGGUAUUUCCGGUGAGGAGGUAAAAGAGGUCUAUAUGGGAAAUGUGUGCCAGGCCAUGAAUGGUCAAGCCCCAGCCAGACAAGCUGCUCUUGGUGCAGGAUUGAAACUUGACACGCCAUGUACAACAGUGAACAAGGUUUGCGCCUCUGGUAUGAAAUCUAUCAUGCUGGCUGCACAGAGUCUUAUGUGUGGACAUCAGGAUGUUAUGGUAGCUGGCGGAAUGGAGAGUAUGUCUCAUGUCCCUUAUUACAUGGCUAGAGGCGAUUCGCCAUAUGGGGGAGUGAAAUUGAUAGAUGGUAUAGUACAUGAUGGUUUGUGGGAUGUCUACAAUAACAUUCACAUGGGGACAUGUACAGAGAAGACUGUGAGAGAUUUGAACAUAUCUCGUGAAGAGCAAGAUGAGUAUGCUAUUAAUAGUUAUAAGAGAAGCCAGGCAGCUGCGGCUGCUGGAGUCUUCUCUCGUGAAAUCGUAUCUGUGACCAUACCUCAAAGAAAAGGUGAUGACAAGAUUGUAACAGAUGAUGAGGAAUACAAGAAAGUGAACUUUGAGAAAAUAAAAACAGUGAAAGCAGUCUUCCAAAAAGAUGGUACAAUUACUGCAGCUAAUGCCAGUACUCUGAAUGACGGUGCUGCAGCUUUGGUGCUAAUGACUGCCCAAGCUGCUGAGAGAUUGAAAGUUCAACCACUCGCUAGGAUUAUAGGCUUUGCAGAUGCUGCAUGCGCUCCCAUAGACUUCCCAAUAGCUCCUGCAUUCGCAGUACCUAAAGUCCUUGAGCAAACAGGAGUGAAACAGGAAGAUAUCGCAAUGUUUGAAGUUAACGAGGCAUUUAGUGCUGUAGCCCUGGCCAAUCAAAAGAUGCUGGAUAUUGAUCCCACAAAGAUGAACAUUCAUGGUGGUGCAGUCAGUAUAGGACAUCCAAUUGGAAUGUCAGGCGCAAGAAUCACUGGUCAUAUGGUACACAACUUGAAGCCUGGGGAGAAAGGUCUUGCUGGUAUAUGUAAUGGAGGGGGUGGGGCCUCUGCUAUCAUAAUUGAACGCUUAUGAAGAAUAUUUGAACUUCCACAAAUUAGAAAAAUAUUUGAUAUUAAGCAUUUUAAUUCAUGAUGUGCUCAAUAUUCAAUACUUUGGUAUUAGGCCAAAUGUGAAAAUCUAUUUUAGAUAAUGUACAAAAUCAUGACAAGGACUAGAACAGACUAUGGUCAUGCAUGACAUAAUAGACAUGAAACAUUUGUUAACUGUUAAUGAGUUCUCAAUACUCAAAAUCUUUUUCAAAUUAAAAUUGAUGUCACAAAGUUGAGUGAUUAAAAUAACCAAAAGAAAAUCUAAUGGCAGCUAAAUUGACAAGAUUAAAUAAAUUAGUUAUAGUAUUAAAUAUAAAAAGAAUUCCUUUGGAUUCCUUUUGUGUAUUUCCACGGAAUAUGAUUGGUGGCAUUAGCUGUUUCUUCCACUUUCUGGAUGUAGGAGUCUUGGCAUCAUGCACUCUCUUCUUCCCUUCUUCCAAUCAGUAUUUUUAUAAAACCAAAAUUAAAAUAAAUAUAGCAACAUGAAGGCUGCUUGGAAGAU